CCGUCUCCCUUCCCGUGGCAAAUGACAUGAAUAAAGGCGACACUAAGGUGAUGAAGUGCAUUGUAGAGGUCAUCUCUGAUACUUUAUCUAAGCCAAACCCCCUGCCGAUCAGUGAGGAAUGCCUAGAAACACUCCGAGGAGAUGAACGAAUCAUUUCUAUCCUUCGCCACCAAAACUUAUUGAAGGAACUUCAGGAAAUUGCUGCUCAAGGUGCCAAUGAGAGAACUCAGCAGCAGAAGAAAAGCAGUGGCUUCGAAGAUGAACUUUCUGAAGUCCUUGAAAGCCAAAAUGACAAGAACAAGCAGAGAGAUGCAGCAGGGGAGCGCCCUGAAGAGGAGCAGCCCACUGAGUCCCUGGCUGAGCUGAUGGCACAGAAACCCCAGCAAAAUGAAGAUUCAAGAGAAGAGGAAAGAAACAGUCUGGAGGAGAGGGCACCCAGGCCAAGGGAUACUGAUCCUGUUGAGAAAGAGGACCAGGAGGAAUCAGAGAGCAAUGACAUCAGGGAUAUAGAGGAUGUCCAGCAAGACAAAGCUUUGGACAACCACUUUGGCAAAGAUUUCAGUGAGGAUGAGCAGCAACAGCAAGGGGAUGAAGAGGAGGAGCCCAGAGGCUCCAGGGACAGCCUGGAGCUUGAGGACAAGGGAGAGGAGCCAUCCAGGCAGGGCCAGGAGCAUAACAAGGAGGUGACAGGGGAGCGCGUGGAGCGUGAGGAUGAUGGAGAUGAUGCUACAGAGGAGGACCCUACUGAAGCAGAGAGGUCACUUGAUUUGGCUGAGGAGGACGAGGAGGCUGAGGAGAUGCAGGGAGAUGACAACAACGGCGAUGCUCUGGGAUUUAGCAAAGAUGGGCAGAGUUCGGAGGAGGAGGAGGAGGAAGAGGAGGAGGAGGAGGAAGAGCAGCCCCGGGCAUCAAGAGGAGGAAGGCAUCGCCUGGAGGAUGAGAGGAUGCAGGGGGAGGAGGACAUCUUCCAGCCCAGAGAUGCCAAAAGUGAUGAGAUGGAGGAGGAGUCCUCCAGGGAGUGGGAAGAUACCAAGAGGUGGAACAAAAUGGAUGAGCUGGCUAAGCAGCUGACAUCAAAGAAGCGCAUGGAGGAAAAUGAUAGUGGGGAAGACUCAGAGAGGUCCAUGAAAAAGGCAUUUCGGUCCCGCAAGUAUGCCUUCAACAGCCCAGAGGAAGGUGUGAGGAGGUUGUGGAAGCAUCACUCGAAGGAGGACAGCAGUGAAGGAGGAUUCCCACUUGCUCCUAUGCCUGAAGAAAAGAAGGAUGAGGAGGGCAGCGCUAACAGGAGAACAGAGGACCAGGAGCUGGAGAGCUUGGCUGCCAUCGAGGCUGAGCUGGAGCGCGUCGCCCACAAGCUGCAUGAGCUGCGGCGAGGCUGA
Molecule: messenger RNA, 1379 nt
Organism: Acanthisitta chloris (rifleman)
Lineage: Eukaryota; Metazoa; Chordata; Aves; Passeriformes; Acanthisittidae
Gene: CHGA
Product: chromogranin A (parathyroid secretory protein 1)
Exons: 7
Biological process (GO): negative regulation of catecholamine secretion; defense response to bacterium; negative regulation of insulin secretion
Cellular component (GO): chromaffin granule
Source: RefSeq, a predicted model, not a curated record